ACGGAAUUGGAACCUUGCUACAAGCCAUCUCAAUUGGAGAUCACACACGUAAGCCACAACAAAAACCCACUUAGGGGCCGAAGUCCAAACUCCACGUUUUAUUAAUGCCACCACUACUCACCUCCAGAGCUAUCUCCUCCCUCUUCCUCUCCACAAGGUCAUUUCCCUCCAUGGCCACCACCACCACCGCCGCCCCCAAGUCCCGUCUCAGGGGCGUCGUCUUCGACAUGGACGGAACCCUAACCGUCCCCGUCAUCGAUUUCCAGGCAAUGUACAGGGCCGUGCUCGGCGAAGAGGAGUACUUGGCCCUCAAAUCGAGGAAGCCUUUUACGGGAAUUGAUAUACUGCACCACAUUGAGAAUUGGAGUCCCGAUAAGCAGCGGAGAGCUUAUGAAAUUAUUGCGGAUUUUGAGCAGCAGGGCCUCGAUCGCCUCCAGAUUAUGCCCGGUGCAUCAAAACUUUGCGGGUUUCUUGAUUCAAGGAAUAUAAGAAGGGGAUUAAUCACUCGGAAUGUCAAGGCUGCAGUUGAUUUGUUUCACUUGAGGUUUGGGAUCACAUUUGCUCCUGCCCUAAGCAGGGAAUUCCGUCCUUAUAAACCUGAUCCAGCUCCACUGCUGCAUAUCUGUUCUACGUGGGAUGUUCUGCCGAAUGAAGUGAUGAUGAUUGGAGAUAGCCUUAAAGAUGAUAUUGCUUGUGGAAAACGAGCAGGUGCAUUUACAUGUUUGCUUGAUGAAACCGGAAGGUAUGACACUCCUGAAUUUGAGAAUGUGGCAUUGAAGCCGGAUUAUAAGGUGUCCUCUCUUGCUGAAAUUUAUUCUCUACUGGAAGCGAAUUUUGACCUGAUUCCAUGAUCCGCGAUUUCCUUGACAAUGGAACUUGCAUAAAUUGAUAAGCAUUGACAUUGUUCUUUACUGGACGUUUCAAGUUCGGGGAUUCACUUAUUUUCUGAUGAGAAGCCUUUCUGAAUUGCGUUUAUGGGACACACGAAUUGAUUCUUUUGUUUAAGUGAAGGACAAGGGUAAUUGUUGUGGCCGUAUUAAUGUACUGCAGAGUUACUGAUCA
Rhododendron vialii is the source of this 1062-nucleotide messenger RNA. Its product is annotated as haloacid dehalogenase-like hydrolase domain-containing protein At2g33255. Bases 105 to 851 code for a protein of 248 amino acids. Lineage: Eukaryota; Viridiplantae; Streptophyta; Magnoliopsida; Ericales; Ericaceae. The transcript has 5 exons. The record is from RefSeq and is a predicted model, not a curated record.